Messenger RNA from Pseudo-nitzschia multistriata, 1087 nucleotides. The record is from the annotation of a GenBank genome assembly. Lineage: Eukaryota; Bacillariophyta; Bacillariophyceae; Bacillariales; Bacillariaceae.
CCAUGAGGGGCCAGAUAAAGGUGUGUUCGAUGAAUUUCGUCAUACAAAACAAUGACGACAUGCAUCUAUACAAAAUCUAGUAUUGCAAUAAGGCUGAUAAGAUUCUAACCUUGGACUAUUUGUUCCCUGACGCAACUCAUUUCCUUAACAGGUGCGUAUUAUCACGAAAAGUUUCUUCGUGAUGAUCGAGACUUGUGUCUAUCUAUAACAAGAGCAAAGGCCCCAAAAAGAAACCGUACGGCAUCGACGAAAACGACAACAAACACCAAAAAGAAUACGAAAAAAGUACCUUCACUCUACGCGAAUACAAAGACAACUGAGACGAGGGGGAGCGAGAAAAGUAGCUUGAGUGCCAUGCCUACGCCAACUAUAAACAUGCCAAUAAGUCAGAAUAUUUUUGAUGCCGAAUCACAAGCUCGGCAAUCUUUGUCAUCUGAAUUCAGCGUCGCAACAAGAGGGCCAUUGCACACAGCGUCAUCCUCCCCAUUCCAAUCGAGUAAUGCAGUAUUGCGUCAGCAGGAUCACUUCUCUUCUUCCUCAAAUUCACGCCAUGGUCCUACAAACGUCACGCAUCCGCAACAGACCAUAAAUAAUCAACAACUAGAGUCUUCUGUGGCUGAUACUUGUCGAUGGCUCAUCGAUGCUGGGGUCCCGAUGUCUGCCUUUGACCCGGUUUCAAUCGGCGACAUAUCUCGGUCCGCACCACUUGCUGUUCCUCAGCUUAAUACCUCUGCCACCUCCUCUUUCUCCCCUACCAUUAGUCAGAAAACAGUAAAGCAAGAGAUCAAAACGGGAAACUCUUCAGCUACGAAUAUAAUGGCAUCGGUUGACAACAUUGGAGAUCUAGCGCCACAAAUGAAUUCCAGUGGUGGUAAUGACAACAACUACGAUCUAACAUCUCUUUUCACGAUGAGCUUACCAUCCAACAACAGCUCGGCAUCAAUUGCAUUCGAUAAUGACCAUCUGCUCACAGAUUUACUCCCUGGUGAAAACUUGCCUUUGGUUGACGAUUCCCUUUGGGCGUUAUAGCCUGUGUUAGGCUUAUCACGAGACUUAAACUCCAUGUACAUAAAUUGCAACAAAUGAA